GUCCGUGGCUGCUCAUCGGGCCGGGCCCCCGGCGGCUGCGGCAACCACCGCCUCCCGGUUACGGGAGCCUCCCUCUGGAAGCCGUCUUUUUUCCGAGGCGCCGCUCCUCUCGGUCUCCGCUCCUCUCGGUCUCCGCGUGAGGACCCGGAGAGGGAGUGCUGACGCAUCCCCGGGCAUCUGCCCGGGAGACCCCAGGGACCUAAUCUCAGAGCGACGAACCAUCCGACAACACAGAACCCAGGUUGGCCCCUGCACCCGAGAGGCGGGCCAGAGCCUUCGCCGAAGUCGGACCGCGCCGUAGGCUGCCUCAACCUUCCCCGAGCUAGGGCCCGGUGGGCCCCGUGAGCCCGGUGGGCGAGGAGGGGACCGAUUCGGUUUUCCGGCACCGCGGGGAUGGCGGAUGAAGCUUUCGAUUACCUGUUUAAAGUAAUCCUCAUUGGGGACUCGAACGUGGGCAAGACGUGCGUGGUCCACCGCUUCAUAUCCGGGCUGUACACGGAGAAGCAGCAGAACACCAUUGGCGUGGACUUCACCGUGCGCUCGCUGGACAUCCAGGGCAAGAAGGUGAAGAUCCAGGUGUGGGACACCGCGGGCCAGGAACGGUUCCGGACCAUCACCCAGAGCUAUUACCGCAGCGCCCACGCCGCCAUCAUCGCCUACGACCUCACCCGGCGCUCGACCUUUGAGUCCAUCCCUCACUGGAUUCACGAGAUGGAGAAAUAUGGAGCCGCCAACCUGGUCCUGAUGCUCAUUGGGAACAAGUGCGAUUUGUCGGAGAAGCGCCAGGUUUUGUUCGAAGACGCCUGCACCCUAGCCGAGAAGCACGGCCUCCUGGCCGUCCUGGAGACCUCCGCCAAGGAGUCCUGGAACGUCAACGAGGUCUUCACGCUGAUGGCCCGAGAGCUGGUGGCCCGGAGCAACCUGCCGCAUCCGUUCCGGGAGAGCCCGCGGGAGGGCCUGACCCUGGACUCCCGCCCGGUGCUCCUCACUCAGCUGGAGGAGGCCCAGCGCUGCGCUUGUUGACGCCCGGAGCCUCCUGUGCCCGAUCCGGAGUGGGCUUGCCGAAGGAGCCCGCUCUGAGCCCGCUCCUGCGAGGCCCACGCUGGCCAGGGAUCCGGUUCCUGCCGUCGGAUCUCGUUCCUGGACGCAGAGCCGGGGAAGUUGGAAGUCGGGACACCGGGGCCUCCGGCCGCCCCCUGGAUGCUCCUAGAUUCCCAGCCUUCAUAUGACCGGCGAGAGAACCAUCUGGAAGUUGUCCUUGGAAAAUCCAGGAAUGUCUGGGGCAGCUUAACGUACCACAGUCACGGGUAUGGACACACAGCGCAGUCACACACAUUCAUAUACACGCUCUGUCUCUUACACACACUCUUUCUCUCUUCAACGGCCAGGAGGGCCUGCACCUGCGGGGGCCGGGCAGCUGCUGCCGGAUGUUUGAAAAGGGAACCUCACAACUCAUCGUAGGACCACAAAUCAGAUGAUGGGCUAUUUAAAGAAUUUCGUGGAGAUUUGAAAAUUGAUCCUUUUAAAUUUUUUUGCCCCAUUUUUGCCCCCCCCCCGAGAAAAGUUGAAAGGGCAAAUCUAGUGUCUACCCCAACCUGUCUGCCCCUCAGCCUUCUGCCACGGUUCUCUGCCCACGGCCGGGGCCGAGCUGGAGACAGAGAGGGGGGCCACCUUCAGGGAUCCGGGACGGUGAGGGCGGCCCCUGGCUUUCCUCUGAUUCUGCAGAUUUUCGAGGCAGAAGACAGAUGAAAGCCAACCGGUUUCUUUUCCAAUCUGUGAAAUUCUAAAAACAUUCUGUAAAACUUUCCAAAACGGGGCAGGGAAAGGGUGAACCACCACAAGCAUCAACAGCAGAAAACGAUGGACGUCGUUUAGACUUUUGCCGAGCUCUUGGACCGCGGAGGGCAGGCCUGGAAAUGCCUGGACUCCCGGGACGAAGAUUCUGGGUCCCUCGGGAUUCCUAAGGGGUUGGGGGACAGGUGGGUAGGGCUUUAACCGGACAUUUUCGCCCCUCACCUCGAGAAAACCAUAGAGGGAAAAGGGUUUCCCGCUGGUCCGUCGGGAGCUGUGAUCACCUCCCUGUGUUUUGCGCGACCCCAUCACGUCACACUGGUGCACGUGCCGCGUAAUCUAAUGACAUCACGUGAGAUUUUCUCCUCACCCGCCCUUUUGACCGAACCCCCGAGCGGCUCGGCUCCAAGACGUCGGCUUUCUCCCCUCUCUCAAAUCCCUUUUCGCCCAUUGCCGUUUUUGAGGAGGGCAGGGGUGAAGUCUCCAUCUUUAGGUAGGGCGUCGGUGUUGCCAUCUUUGAGAGAGGUCACGCGGCCGCCACCUUUACACAGAGCAGUGGUGCGGCCAUUUUUGAGAAAAGCUGUGGGGACGCCGUAUCUUAAAAGUCCCGUGUGACCACCUUCUGCUUCAUCGGGCCCUAUGUGGGCCGCCCUCUCUGGCUCAGUGGAAAGAGCCCGGGCUUGGGAGUCCAGAGGUCGUGGGUUCUAAUGCCGACUC
Ornithorhynchus anatinus (platypus) is the source of this 2508-nucleotide messenger RNA. It is a transcript of the gene RAB19, whose product is annotated as RAB19, member RAS oncogene family. The coding region runs from base 394 to 1023 and encodes 209 amino acids. NCBI's taxonomy places the organism in Eukaryota, Metazoa, Chordata, Mammalia, Monotremata, Ornithorhynchidae. The transcript has 4 exons. Gene Ontology annotation, cellular component: trans-Golgi network. Gene Ontology annotation, molecular function: GTPase activity; GTP binding. The record is from RefSeq and is a predicted model, not a curated record.